Belonocnema kinseyi is the source of this 1177-nucleotide messenger RNA. It is a transcript of the gene Arl6, whose product is annotated as ADP-ribosylation factor-like protein 6. Gene Ontology annotation, molecular function: GTP binding; GTPase activity. The record is from RefSeq and is a predicted model, not a curated record. Gene Ontology annotation, cellular component: axoneme; cytoplasm. The transcript is spliced from 3 exons. Gene Ontology annotation, biological process: intracellular protein transport; cilium assembly; vesicle-mediated transport. Bases 39 to 644 code for a protein of 201 amino acids. NCBI's taxonomy places the organism in Eukaryota, Metazoa, Arthropoda, Insecta, Hymenoptera, Cynipidae.
AAACGAUCCCACAAUGUGAUUAUUGACUUUCAUGUUUUAUGAAACAGACAGUAGUGAACGCGAAAGGCUCGAGAAUGGGCUUUUUUGACCGUCUCGCAAAUCUUUUAGGACUGAGGAAAAAGGAAGUAAACGUUUUGGUAGUUGGCCUGAAUAAUAGUGGUAAGUCGACGGUCAUAAAUCAUUUCAAACGCGAGGAAGACCGUUGCAUAGACAUAGUACCCACUGUCGGAUUUAAUGUCGAAAAAUUCGCAUUUAAAAAUGUUAGCUUCACAGCAUUCGACAUGUCUGGCCAUGAUCGAUACAGAUCGUUAUGGGAGCAUUAUUAUAAAGAUUGCCAUGGCAUAAUUUUUUUAAUAGAUAGCACUGAUAAAUUAAGGCUGGUUGUUGUCAAAGAAGAAUUAGACAUGUUGCUCCAACAUCCUGAUGUUGAAGCACGAAAAAUACCAAUUCUAUUUUUGGCAAAUAAAAUGGACUUGCCUGAUUCCCUUACAACAGUGAAACUCGUAUCAGGACUUGGAUUAGAAAAAAUUCAUAAUAAACCUUGGCACAUACGAGCUACGAAUGCAGUAACUGGGGAAGGAUUACAGCCGGCGAUUGAAUGGCUCACUGAUCAAAUAAGAGAUAUUUAUAUUAAUAAGAGGUAGUCUUCCUAAAAUUAAAGAUAGUAGUAAAGCAGCAGGGCAUCUGGGACAUGGUUCAGUUCCAGGCUAAGCAUCGGUAAAAGAGUGCCAUACCUUACCAGCAAUUCAUUUUUCGAUCGUCGGUAAUUAACCGGCCACUGUUUUACCGACAUUUAGCCCGUAACAAAAUUUUCUGCUGUACUACUAAAGAAGAUUCACAGAAAAAUGAAUCUAACUUUUAAAUUAGUUGUAACAAAAAUCCGUCCAAUGAGCACAAUCAUUCUGAGCUUAUAGCUUUAUUUUGGAUACUACGUGAAUAAAAAUCCGCCCGUUUACACUCGAAUUAAUAAAGUAAUGUAAAUAUAGUCCGCUGAACAUGGUACUUAGAAUGAUAAUAUAGUCAAAUAGUGUACAAUAUAUUUUUAAAAGUUUAACACUUGUUUUAUUUCAGAGUUUUAGUUUUAUUUAUUUUAUUAUUUGUUAGCUAUAGUUGAUAUUAUACAAAUAUUGAUUUGAAAAUAAAUUUGUAGACGACUCUUAUCAAUUAUUGAUGAAUA